AUGGCUAUGAUAUUUGGGAAAUGAGAAAGGAAAACUCCAGAAGCUGUCCAAAACAUUGACCAAGACUCACUGUUUCGGUGCUUCUUCGUUGCUUCCUAUCCAAAAAGAGGAAUCUAAGGUGCUCAUUUCUCCUGUCCUGUGCACAAGGCAAACAGUGACUCCUAAUUUUCAUUCUUAUUACCCAAACUACCAUUGUUACUCUUGUAGUUGAAAGAAAAUUUGUAAAAGAUUUCUUUAAACACCCACACAGACAUGGAUGAGAGGUUGCAGAAUGCUGCCAUGGAAGGAAAUGUGGAUGCAUUAUAUUUAGUGGUUGCAGAGGAUCCUUAUGUUUUGGAGCGUAUUGAUCAAGUACCAUUUGUGACUACUCCCUUACACACAGCUGCAAGGGAGGGAAUGACCUAUUUUGCCAAGGAAAUACUAAACUUAAGGCCUUCAUUUGCUUGGAAGCGAGAUCAUAUUGGGCGUAGCCCUCUCCAUUUGGCUUUGGAGGGGAAGCACUUGCAGGAACGGCUUAGUCCUCAUGAUUUGAAUUUGGAGGGGAAGUACCAGGAAGUUGUUACGUGGUUGAUAAAACAUGACAGUGGGCUUGUCCAUGUUAAAGCAAGGGGGAUGGUUACUCCUUUGCAUUAUGCAGCUCAACUAGACGAUGAAUCCAAUUUGACAGACUUUUUGUAUGUUUGUCCAUUAUCAGUCGAAGAUUUGACUGUUAGAUCUGAAACUGCUGUCCAUCUCGCCCUCAUAAACGGGAGUUUGAAAGCCUUUAAAGUCCUGUUAGGAUGGCUCCAAUACGUCAACAAAGAGGAGAUCCUGAACUGGGAGGAUGAAGAAGGAAACAAUGCAUUGCAUACUGCAGUUUCUGCAAAUCAACCAGAGGCGGUGAAACUGUUGAUUGGAUGUAUGAAAGUGAAUAAAAAGAACGGUAAAGGUUUAACAGCUUUGGACAUCUUCAAUGAUCGCCAAGGUCAAGAUUUGGUAGAUGCAGCAGUUGGGGACAUUCUACUUGCUGCUAAAGCUAAAAGUGCAUCUCAACUCCAUUGUCCGUCUUUAAGAGGUUCAGAAGAAGCUUCACUAUUUGAGAACUCUUCCAGGGGCUUAUCAUUUUCUGCAAGAAUUCUGAAAAGCUUUGGUCUGGGUUACCGAAGCGUUGAUAAAGUUCCACUUGAAGUCCGAAAUGUUCUACUUGUGGUGGCUAUAUUGAUAGCCACAGCCACCUAUCAAGCUGCAUUAAGCCCUCGUGGAGGAUUUUGGCAAGAGGACAGCAAUCUGCAGCCUCCAGCCACCAUCAGCGCUAUCAGUAACACGACGGCCAGUACCAUCUAUAAUACAAAGCCUUUUGAUCACCUUGCAGGGAACAUGAUUCUGGGGUCUUUAGGCCAAUUAUUAUUUUUGACAUUUAAUUCUUCAGCCUUUUUUACGUCUUUGUGCUUAAUUGCCACCCUCGUGACUGGGCUCCCAUUUUACAGAAUCAUUAUCCGAUUGAUAUCUUUGAUGGUAUUUUCGUAUUAUGUUUCUAUUCUUGAAACUUUUGACUACAACGAAAGGACCUCUGUAGGGCCUUUGCUUCUCAUUUUUCUGCUUGUAAGUUUUCUUGCAGCAUAUUAUAUUACAGUAUUUUUAAAUUACCAACAACUGAAGCUCACAUGGCAUGGCCGCCGGAGGAACCUAUGUCUGGGAAGCUUUGAACAACCCAAGAUGUGAAUUCAGCUAGUGAAUUUAUUUUUCUGUGUCGCUUGUUUAUGUUUUGUUUUUGGAGUAAGCAUUGUUUGAAAUGUUACAUCUGCUCCGAAAAAACCUAAUAAAGGUGUUUCUUUCACUUUUGCAAAUGAUAA
Molecule: messenger RNA, 1832 nt
Organism: Mangifera indica (mango)
Lineage: Eukaryota; Viridiplantae; Streptophyta; Magnoliopsida; Sapindales; Anacardiaceae
Product: ankyrin repeat-containing protein BDA1-like
Exons: 2
Coding region: 253-1701 (482 amino acids)
Molecular function (GO): protein binding
Source: RefSeq, a predicted model, not a curated record